This is a messenger RNA of Gloeophyllum trabeum ATCC 11539, 721 nucleotides long. RefSeq lists its product as uncharacterized. Bases 35 to 565 code for a protein of 176 amino acids. Lineage: Eukaryota; Fungi; Basidiomycota; Agaricomycetes; Gloeophyllales; Gloeophyllaceae. The record is from RefSeq and is a predicted model, not a curated record. The transcript is spliced from 5 exons.
CGCUCAUCCCUUAACCAGCGCCCGACAUCUCACAAUGCCUGCUGUUUGGCACCUUCGUGUUCUCCUGUACUCGUGGCUCUGGCUUGUCUCGGCUGUCCUGUUGGGUUUGACGGCAUGGAGGCUUUACUACACUACCCAUAUUCCUCUGGGGGAUCCCCUUCAUGACGGCGUGGACUUCUACGAUCCUAUCGUGGCAGAGCUGCUCGCGACUUCGAUUUUAACACUUCUCUGGUCUGCCUACAUCAUCCACGUCAUUUCGGGUGUAUACGAGCGCCGCCUGAUUUCCCGCUUCCGUGGGGAACUGAUUGGGCUAUUGAUUCUGUUCGUUUUGUGGCUUGUCGGAGCUGCGAUCGCCACGACGUACUGGGGAAAUCUAUCAUGGUGCUGGGUCUACAGACCAUGCCGUGUCCUCACCGCACUUGUUGCGUUCGCAUGGAUUGGUUGGGCUUCCAUAUUCAUCAUCUUCGUCUAUACCCUCCUAUUCGUCUUGUCGAACAGGGUCGUGAUGGAGCCCCUGCAUGCUCGGUGGAACCCGAGGGUGAGCGUGUUUGGUAGGCGCGCUUGAGGGGUCGGGAUAUGUCAGAAGAGAUGUUUAGAGGAUGUACACAGACUCAUUUACGAAGCCUAAGUAGCAUCGAUAUUUAUUCACGGGGAUAGCGUAGUUACUAUUUGCGUAGCAGCUACUUCGCAGGGUCACUAUACAGUAAUACUAAUAAAGUCA